GUUCCGAGCGAGGACAUUUUUACAAUAGCUAGUUUUCUUUUCCCUCGCUGGCACUUGAGCAAUUUACAACUGGAAGAUCAAACGUAAAUGUCCCUGAUGCAUUGCACAUUAUUUAUUUGUAUCUGCACAUUUCACUACUUAGUGUAACGCCAAUCAACCAAAGUGAUUCUAGAAAUUUCUGGUGCAAGGAUGUAACAUGUGAACACGAAAAUAAUACUCGUAGAACGUGGACAGCCGUGACAAGAAUGGGAAACAAGCCGAUGAAAUUUCUCGACACGUGCUGAAAUCGAGGGAAUGAGAUCUGCCCGCUGCAUCCCAGGAAAUAAACCAGCUUCCUUACCACACUUGUCAUGAACGAGAAACAAACCUAAUCUCUUUUGUUUGUUUGAGUGGUAACCUCCUUUCGCCCGAUGGAAUUGCCACACGGAUUCGAGUUUGACAACAAACACAAAAUAUGACUUUCCACCUGGAUAACUGCAAUAGUAGUCCAAUACACGGUGGCAGGUGCUGCGACAUUGGUGGGCGACCGUUACAUCAUUUUCAUCAGUCUAAGCAGCCGUUGCAACCAUAUCCCAUUGUGUUCAUCGCGUUCAGUCUCCUGCUCUUCGCCAUCGCGUCCGCACAGCCUCCGACAGCCGGUUUUGCGAAACAGGAGGUGAUUGAAGACGGACAGUCUUUGGCGAUGAAGAACGACGGAUGGCAGUUAUUGGCCGGCGACGUGGAGCCGGAGCGGGGGAGUAGUCGAUUACCAUCUGACAUGGUUGAUACGGUCGGACCAGUAACUGACGCUCGACGGACUCGACAAAUAGCAUCAACGACGAAAGGACAACAACUGCGAAGACGAGGUCGUCAAACAGCGCCAGUCGUGUCAUCAAGUCGCAGCGAGCAGGCCGAUAUUGGGACGAUAAUGUUGGAUGCCAAGUACCCUUUAGCGGGUUUUGACGACCAUAACUUUGACGAUAGCAGAGGCAUCGGUGCGUUAAGUGCGUUGGACGAGUCGGAAAUUGGCCGACGGUUGGCAGCCGGAUCGUUGCAGGAUGCGACGACAGCCGCUGCGCAUUUUGCGAGUAAAGACGAAACAAGCGAAUCAGAAGCGGCUUUCUCCGGUGCGCUGGAAACCAACGUGACAGCCAGUCUGGGACAAACGGCAUUUCUACGAUGUCGCCUCAAAAAUUCACAGCAUCAAGUGACUUGGAUUCGCAUCAGAGAUUGGCAUAUCCUGACCUCAGGUGUGUUGACUUACACGGCCGACGCCCGAUUUCGCGUCAAGCACAGCGAAACCGAGGCCUCCGAAUGGACGUUGGAAAUCAAAUUUCUACAGAAACGAGACGAAGGCACUUACUAUUGUCAGAUACCGACGAGAACGGGCGCCGUGGUGCACGCCUUCCACUUGCACGUCGCCAGUCCGCAGGCCGUCAUCCUCGGAGGCCAAGUCUCCCACGUCGACAUCCUCACGCCGUCGCUGACUCUCGUCUGCAUCGUUGACAAUACACCGGAUCCGCCCCAGGUGAUUUUCUGGUAUCACAAUGGAACUUUGCUGAAAGACGGUAAAUAUCCGGAGUCUGGAGGCCCUGGAAGCUCGGGAUUAAUCAGCUCACACCUGACGCUGACACCGUCGAGGACUAUGUCGAUGCUGACGCUACAGCAUAUCCAACACAUCCAUUCGGGCAACUACACGUGCCGGGCGCCCAAUGCCGAUCCCGACACGACGCAACUUUUCGUCACGCAACGUCACGAACAGGCGGCAGUGCAUCGAUCGAGUUGUGCGAGACGGCUGUCGUCGACGUCAUGGAUGAUCGUGAUCGCCGCCCUCAUCGGUCAUGUCUUGACGAUCCGACGGAAACAUCUCAAAGUAGUAGACUAAUUCUAUUUUUUUUUUUUUUUUGUUUUGUUUUGUUUUUGUUUUCAAUCCCCCUCGUGAAGUAAAAAAAAAAAAAAAAAGGUGUAAACAAAAUCAAUCUUCCUUCGUCUGCCAAAAAUUCAUCGGUGUACAUAUUAUGUGUUUGUCACAUUACAGUGUGUAAUCAUUGCAAUCGAACCCCAAAAGUCUCUCUUCAUAGUCUAGUCAUUUUCGAUUCAAUUUUUUUGGUUUUUG
Molecule: messenger RNA, 2095 nt
Organism: Daphnia carinata
Lineage: Eukaryota; Metazoa; Arthropoda; Branchiopoda; Diplostraca; Daphniidae
Exons: 9
Coding region: 455-1864 (469 amino acids)
Biological process (GO): synapse organization
Cellular component (GO): neuron projection membrane
Source: RefSeq, a predicted model, not a curated record